Molecule: messenger RNA, 2097 nt
Organism: Eufriesea mexicana
Lineage: Eukaryota; Metazoa; Arthropoda; Insecta; Hymenoptera; Apidae
Gene: HEX70b
Product: hexamerin 70b
Exons: 7
Coding region: 1-2097 (698 amino acids)
Source: RefSeq, a predicted model, not a curated record
AUGAAGCCAACUAUCCUCGUUUUCGCCAGUUUCUGCUUGCUGGCUCAGGCAGUUACCGAACAGACUAGGAAAGUUGCCGACGACACUUUCCUCACCAGACAGAAGAACAUCUAUGAACUCUUCUGGCAUGUCGAUCAGCCGACCGUUUUCCAUUCAGAUCUCUACCAGAAGGCACGCACCUUCAGCAUCGAUGACAAUGUCAACAACUACAAUGACCAGGAAGCGGUGUCCGAGUUCGUGCAACUGUUGAAACAUGGAAUGCUUCCACGUGGCAAUGUAUUCACGGUCAUGAACCCUGACAUGGAACACCAGGCCAUGGUCCUCUUCCGUGUUCUGUUCAGCGCCAAGACCUUCAAUGUGUUCUACGACACCGCUGUCUGGGCUAGAUUCUAUCUGAACGAACAAAUGUACUUGUACGCGUUGAGCGUGGCUGUUAUCCAACGUCCAGACACUAAAUUCAUGAAGCUGCCGCCAUUGUACGAGGUGCUACCACACUUGUACUUCAACGAGGAUGUCAUGCAAAAGGCUUACCACAUCGCUAUGGGUAACACAGCAAUUGGCACAAAGAAGACUAUGAGCGGAGUUGACUAUUACACGCUCCCAAGUAACUAUUCCGGAUGGUACUUGACCAGGAAAGAUGUACCUGAGCAAAGAUUAAAUUAUUUCACCGAAGACGUUGGACUGAGCUAUUUCUACUUCUUGAUCAAUCAUGACUUCCCAACUUUCAUGACAGCUAACACGGUUCAUACUCCUCAAAUCCGUGGUGAAUACUACUUCUUCAUCCAUAAGCAGCUGUUGACCAGAUACUACCUUGAGAGACUUAGCAAUGGCCUGGGUGAGGUUGAUCGCGUGAACCUAAACAGCCCCGUAGUGACUGGAUAUUAUCCCACCAUGCACUUCCAUAACGGACUUUCGUUCCCUCAGAGAGUAACCGGUACUACUGUGCCACUGCAUAUGCAAAAACAUGUCCAAAUGAUCAAGGAUUUACACAGUAGAAUCUUAUCCGCCAUCGACGUUGGAUACUUCUUAGACACACAUGGCAAUCGUAUUAAAGUCUACACUAACGACGGUUUGAACAUGCUUGGUAACCUCGUCCAAGGUAACGCUGACAGCCUGAACCGACAACUAUACGGAAGAUUGGACUGGCUCGUAAGGAAAGUCUGUGGAUUUGGCUAUGAAUCAAACGUCAGAUACCAAGUCGUUCCAUCUGCUCUCGAGUACUAUAGUACCAGCUUGAGGGACCCUAUAUUCUACAGCAUGUACCAAAAUAUCCUUGAUUACUACCACAGAUACAAGGAAAAUGUCCCAAGAUACACAACAGAAGACUUAAGCUUUACUGGUGUGACCAUCGAAACCGUGAACGUAGAUGAACUCGUCACUUUCUUCGACCACUUCGAAUCCAUGCUGAACAACGGAUUAUCCAUUCGCAGCCACAGAGAAGCUAAGAAUCUCCUUAUCAGGACUCGUCAAUACCGUUUGAACCAUAAGCGAUUCACCUAUCACAUCACCGUGAACAGUAACAGAAACACCAAGGGAAUGGUCCGUAUCUUCCUGGGACCGAAAUACGAUGAAUUUGGACACGAACUUGACCUCGUGCAUAACUACAAGAACUUCUUGCAAAUGGACGAAUUUAUAGUUGACUUGGUAACUGGAAGCAACGAAAUCGAAAGGAACAGCCACGAGUCCGUCUUCGUCGUUCCUGACGAAAUUAGCAGCGACGUGUUCUACAAGAAGAUUUUGAGCAGCAUAAAGAAUCCACACAGCUUCACGUACUCUACGAAGCCUUAUGGCUUCCCUGAAAGGCUUCUGCUGCCAAGAGGUACGAAAGAGGGUAUGGUCUACAAUCUGUUCGUUACUAUCUCGCCAGUCACUGAAACGAACACCGUCCAAAUCGACUCUCCCGUGUGGGGUCAACUGGUCAACGACGGGCGAGCCAUGGGCUUCCCUCUGGACAGGCCUAUCAAUCCUUUGCUCGUUAAUACCCUGUCCAACAUGUACAUGAAGAAUGUCUUUAUUCAUCACAGGAACGCAGAAGAGCUGAACACUUAUUCACUACCUUCAUACGACUCGGUCACGAACGAGACAAGUUCUACUUAA